Scatophagus argus is the source of this 1141-nucleotide messenger RNA. RefSeq names its product odorant receptor 131-2-like. Gene Ontology annotation, biological process: G protein-coupled receptor signaling pathway. NCBI's taxonomy places the organism in Eukaryota, Metazoa, Chordata, Actinopteri, Scatophagidae. The record is from RefSeq and is a predicted model, not a curated record. The coding region runs from base 4 to 921 and encodes 305 amino acids. The transcript has 2 exons. Gene Ontology annotation, molecular function: G protein-coupled receptor activity. Gene Ontology annotation, cellular component: membrane.
CAGAUGAACGCGUCAUCAGCCAACGUGACGGUGGUUAUCGAGUAUCGAGACUCCUUCGCCAAAGCUGUGACCAAGAAUGUGAUUGUCCUGGUUCUUGGGAUCUCCAUCAACUACAUCAAUGCAAGCUUCAUUCACACCUUCAGCAAACACCAGAUCUUCUACAUGAAUCCUCGCUACAUACUUUUCAUUCACCUGGUGGUCAACGACAUGAUCCAAGUGACCCUGACCGUCAUCCUGUUUGUCAUCAGCUACACCAUCUACAAAUUAAAUGUCUCAGUCUGUUGCGUCUUCGUCCUUCUUGCCCUGUUCACCACUGUAAACACUCCUCUGAACCUGGCCUGCAUGGCGGUGGAGUGCUACAUCGCCAUCUGCAUUCCCCUUCGCCAUGCGCAGAUCUGCACCAUCAAGAGAACAUUCAUGCUGAUCGGUCUGAUCUGGACAACAACCUUGUUUUCUGGUCUUUCUGAUCUCUUCAUCACUUUAGUCACACAGCCUCUGGACUUCUUUCAUUCCCGAGUGUUCUGCCUCAGAAAUACUGUCUUUUCAAACCCUCUCAUCAUUAAGAAGAGAGAUGUCACAUAUUUAGUGUUUCUGGUUAUUGUUUGGCUCACUAUCUUUUACACGUACUUCAAGAUCCUUUUUACUGCAAAAACCACAAGCAAAGAUGCCAAGAAAGCCAGAAACACAAUCCUCCUCCAUGGGUUUCAGCUGCUGCUUUGUAUGGCUUCAUAUGUAGCACCUCAGCUGAAAGAUGCUCUGCAGCUGUGGUUUCCUAAAACUUUUACAGAUACUCUUUUUGCUUCCUAUAUUAUUGUACAGAUUCUGCCGCGAUCCAUCAGUCCAUUCAUCUAUGGCUUACGAGACAAUACUUUCAGGAAGUACAUGAAAAGGUACAUGUUUUGUAAAGUCAGCAUAACCUAAACAGCCAGUCUGAGUACCAAGGAAAAACUUUUGUCAGGUACAAGCAAACUCUGCAGUCUUUACAUGAUACCCUGUGCUUUUGUUAGCGUUACACUACUGAGUUCAGUCAGCCAAGAAACAUGCAGACAAUGUAAAGGUCAGCCAAACACACACAAGCUGUACAGUCUGUGAUGCUAUUCACUGUUUUGGAAAUACUGAUGUACAAUGGGCAAAAGUGCAA